AUGUUUAGCUAUUGGGAUAAACAACAUUUCUUAGAAAACCAUGAUGUAAUAAUAGUUGGGGGAGGUAUAGCUGGACUUUCUUGUGCUUCGUCUAUACUUGAAACAUAUCCUUCUAAAAAGGUCAUUAUAUUAGAAAGAGGAUAGAUACCAUGUGGAGCAUCAACUAAAAAUGCAGGAUUUUUACUUAAAUAACUAGUAAAAAAAUCUAAUGAUAUUUUAAGAAAAUACUUUCCUGAAGAUGUAUUUAUUAUAAAAAAUGAAAUAGUAGAAGAAUGUGGAUUCAAUAAAUAGAAUAUUAAAUAUAUAGUAUAAAAUAGACUUUGCGGUCAAAUAAAUGUUGGAGAUACUAUAAAGGCUUUAAUAUAAUAUGUUAGUACAAAAGGAGGCUUAUAUUUAACUGGUUGUGAAGUAAUGAAUUAUGAAUAAUAAGGAUAUGAAAUUGUGAAAGUUGAAGUAAAAUGCUCUAUAGAUAAUAAUCAAAAAUAUAUUUUUAAAACAAAAAAUUUAAUUCUUUGUACAAAUGGCUUUACAAAUAACUUGAUAAAAGAAAAUAUGGAUAUGAUACCUCUUAGAGGUUAAAUUAUUAUGACAAAACCUAUUCAAAAUUUAAAGGUAAAAGGUCUUUUUUGUGCGGACUAUACUUCAUAUUAUUUUCGAGUCUUUGAUAAUAGAAUUUUAAUUGGAGGAGGUCUCUUAGAUGCUUAUGAAGAAGAAUAAACUACUGAAUUUAAGAACAGUGAAGCUAUUAAGAAUAGACUUUUGAAUUACUUAAAGGAAUAAAUAUUACCGAAUACUGACUUCGAAGUUGAUUUUAGUUGGUCUGGCAUUAUGUGUUUUUCUAAAAAAAAUAUAGAAUGUAAAGAUUAUAUUAUUUAGAAAAUUGAUAGAAAUGUAUUUUUCGUAGGAAGAUUUUGUGGGUGGGGUAUGUGUAUGGCAAGCUUAGCUGGAUAGGAAACUAAAGAUUUAGUUUUUAAAAAUUUUGGAAAACUUUGA
This is a messenger RNA of Ichthyophthirius multifiliis, 993 nucleotides long. RefSeq names its product oxidoreductase, putative. Gene Ontology annotation, cellular component: cytoplasm. The transcript is spliced from 2 exons. Gene Ontology annotation, molecular function: oxidoreductase activity. Lineage: Eukaryota; Ciliophora; Oligohymenophorea; Hymenostomatida. The record is from RefSeq and is a predicted model, not a curated record.